Messenger RNA from Onthophagus taurus, 1561 nucleotides. Its product is annotated as cytochrome P450 4c3-like. The record is from RefSeq and is a predicted model, not a curated record. Lineage: Eukaryota; Metazoa; Arthropoda; Insecta; Coleoptera; Scarabaeidae. Gene Ontology annotation, molecular function: iron ion binding; heme binding; oxidoreductase activity, acting on paired donors, with incorporation or reduction of molecular oxygen.
UAUAAUUACUUCGUUCUAUUUAACAUUAAAUACAUAAACGUUUUUCGUUCUCACACGAACAUGUAUUUUCUUUAUGUGUUCAUUAUACUUUUAAUUUGGUAUUUAUGGACAAGAAAUUUAAAAAAAUAUGCCGAUUUAAAUCAAAUACCUGGGCCAAGUUGGUUGGAAUUGAUUAAAUUCAAUCUGCUUAAUUUGGACAAUGAACAUGUUUAUAAAUACAUACUUUCGCUACCACAAAAGUAUGGUCCAGUUGUUAAGUUAUGGUUAAAACCUUUUCGUCCGUCAGUUUUUGUAACUGACGCAAAAUGGUUUGAGGAAGUUUAUGGAUCGAAAGAACAUUUACAAAAGCCGAUGAUGUAUAAAUUACUUCAUGGAUUAGCUGGGAAUGGGUUAACCACAAAUCUUGAUCUGACUCAAUGGAAACAUGAUCGCAAAUACUUCAACAACGUUUUUAGUCUAAAACAUAUAACAUCUUAUUCAGGAAAAUUUAUACGCCACGCUGAAAAAUUAAGAAAAGAUCUUGAAUCAUACGAAAAUAAACCAGUCGAUGUCCAUUUAAUUUUAAAACGAUGUACUUUAUUUAUAAUUUUAGAUUAUCUAUCACAGGAAAAUAUUAACGAGGAAAUUGCAACUGAUUUAAUAAAUGCAGUGGAUGGACAUUUCGAGUUAUUUUUGAGCCGCGCUUUUUCUUUAUACAAAUCUAACGAUUUUUUAUUUCAAUUUACUGAAGAUUAUAAAAAAUAUCAACAAUACACAAAUACUCUUAAUGAAAUAGUCACAAACAUUUAUCAUAACGAGGUACGACUUCGAAGAGAAAAUGCAAAUAAAAGUAGUAACAAACAAUUCAUGGAUUUAAUCUUAGAAAGUGAACUUCCCCCUGAAUCUAUAAUCAAUCAAAUGAAAACGUUUAUUGUAGCGGGUUAUGACACAACAGCAAUUACAGCAUCUUUCGUUCUUUUUGAAAUCACAAAAAGACCAGAUAUACAAGAACGCAUACUUAAUGAAUGCUUAUUUAUGGAAGAAAGUAAACAUGAAAAUUCAACUACUUACAUUGAUUUACAAAGUUUAACUUACACAGAAGCAGUAAUAAAAGAAACCAUGAGGAUUUAUCCAGCUGUUCCGUUAAUUGGUCGAAAUUUAACCGCACCUUUAACUAUAAAUGGUUUAACUCUUCCCGCGGAUACAGAUUUGUUAUUUUCAUUACAAUCUUUGCACGAAAUGAAUUUUCCAAAUCCUAAGGAAUUUAAUCCUGAUAGGUUUUUACAAGAAAAUCUACAUGAUAUACCGCAAAAUAUUUAUGCACCAUUUUCGUAUGGACAAAGAGAUUGUAUUGGAAGAAAAAUUGCUAUGGUUGAAAUGAAGUUUAUCAUUUCGUUUAUUAUUAAACAUUUUACAUUGCACCCAGUUCAACCUGAACACAAAUUGGAAAUCGCCGGAGAAUUUGCGUUAAGAAGUAAAAAUGGUAUUAUUAUUAAACUAAAGAAACGAAUUUAAUCCGUUUAUUAUUGUAAAUACUUCAUGUUGUGUUUAUUAGGAAAAUAAAGUAAUACAAGUAUAAUUA